UAUUUACUACAUACGGUCGUGUCUCUCCAGUGACGGUUCUGAGUUAUAAUUUCUGUGAGAUUUGACCGUUUUUCUUUAAGCGAAUUAGGCAAUUAUUAUGUGGCUUCGAUCGUGCCGGUAGUGGUGCAGUCGAUCGAAUCUUUCAUUCGAAGGAACUUUAAACGGGCUCUGAUCGCAGAGGCGGCUGACAGGCGGUAAACGCGACUUCUUUCACCGGUCAGUGGUCCGUUCCUGUCGAAAAAGAACAUCGGUAGGAGAAUGACUGUGAUUUGAUUACGAAAAGCGCCCGAAGAAAGAAUAGUGAAAGUUUGGAACUCGGCCAAUCAGUUUUGAAAUGACUUUUGAUACUAGAGCCACGAAUUCGAGUGUUCCCGUCAAAAAUAAAAAUGCGGGGAAACGGGCCUCUGCAGUGAUUACAAAUUGCACUUCAAAUUUGAUAGUCCCUGAGGUAAGGGUGUAUAAAAGAAGAUGGCUGAUGCUCUUCAUCUUCAUCAUUUAUACCAUCGCAUGCAUCGGUCAGUGGCUGCAGUACAGUAUCAUCAACAACAUAAUUUCAAGAUACUAUGGCGUUUCGAACCUGGCUGUAGACUGGACUUCUAUGGUGUUUCUGGUGGUCUUCAUACCAAUGGUAUUUCCAGCGAGCUAUCUGAUAGAUAAACUGGGUUUGCGUUGGACCGCUAUUGUAGGAGGUGUGAUUGUCACUUUAGGCAGCUGGAUUAAAGUAUUUUCAGCUUCCCCUGACAGAUUCUAUGUGACUUUCAUUGGUCAAACCGUGGUCUCUAGUGCCCAGGUGUUCGUAAUGAGCGUGCCGGGUCGUCUUGCCGCCAACUGGUUUGGAGCCAGCGAAGUCUCAACGGCAACAGCCAUAGGCCUUUUUGGGUGUCAACUUGCGAUUGCCACUAAUUUUUUACUGCCACCAAAUAUAGUGAAAAAUAGUGAUAACCUUGACGAUAUUGGAAGUGAUCUUUCAGUGCUUUAUUUGUUCAACGGUAUCUUCUCCACAGCAGCUACCAUCGCUGUGAUCAUUUUCUUCCAUUCGGAUCCUCCACUACCCCCGAGCGAAACUCGAAGGCUUCAGAAACUUCACGAUUCAGAAAGCUCAGAAGGAUUUUUGGUGUUGACAAAAAAUCUUUUGACAAAUCGAAACUAUAUUGCAUUAUGGCACGCUUUUGGUGUUAUCAUCGGUAUCUUCAACGCACUUGGUACAUUGCUGAAUCAAAUGUACCUGUUACACUUCGAGAAUAGCGAAGUAGAACUUGGACAUAUUGGCGUGGCAAUGACAGUCGUAGGAAUGAUUGGAGCGAUUGUCGCGGGAGUCGUACUCGAUAAAACACACAAGUUUAAACUCGCGAUAAGUCUGGUAGGCGCACUUUCGUGGAUGGGGCAUGUACUCCUAGGUAUUGGCUUGGUAGUAGAAUACAAAUGGAUGAUAUGGCUCGGGGCCAUUAUAUUCGGGUUUUUCAAUGGAGGCUACAGUACUAUCGGCUUUGAAGUUUGUGCAGAGUUUACGUACCCGGCACCGGAAGGUGUGACCACAGCUUAUCUCACCGUUGCGCAUCAAUUGUACGGCGUGAUUAUGAUACUGAUAUUUGGAAAGGUGCUAGAGUUCCAUGGCGACGUCUGGACACACGUAGGAUUAGGACUAAUUGGAAUGACAGGUGUACUCGCCAACAUAUUUACCAAAGAUAUACAGAGGCGACAGAAUGCAAAAGAUAACGCACACUGCGCAGAAAUUGCGAUGAAAGAUUCGACUCCGAAAAAUUCGGGCCGAACUACUCCCAGUUGAAUUUGGAUUCCUCUAUGCUAGGCGUCUAAUUUAAACCGAAUAUGUUAUAGUUGAUAAGUACAGUAGGCGUACAGUAUUUAGCUUCGGUUAGGGUUUAGUUUAUAGUUCUAAUUGAAUACGAACUAAAUAUACGCCUUAGCCCGUCAUAUGCGCUUUUCGAAUUUGUGCAUUAUAAAUCAAUCCUUUUAUCAGGGCGUAACCGCCUUCAUCUUGACAUGGAAUUUUAUGAAUCAAUAAAACACCCAUCCGUCUUAAUUUUUCCCCGACCGCACUCACUAAAGUACAAAAAGUACAACAAAUUCAGAACACUUUGCAUAAAUUAAAAUCUUAAUUUUUAUUUCAAAAAAUACAAGUAAGCUUAAGAAUAAAUUUCGUUGAGGAUUUCUCCCAUUUGA
Athalia rosae (coleseed sawfly) is the source of this 2181-nucleotide messenger RNA. RefSeq lists its product as uncharacterized. Gene Ontology annotation, molecular function: heme transmembrane transporter activity; heme binding. Gene Ontology annotation, biological process: heme export; transmembrane transport. The coding region runs from base 335 to 1786 and encodes 483 amino acids. The record is from RefSeq and is a predicted model, not a curated record. The transcript has 7 exons. Gene Ontology annotation, cellular component: membrane. Lineage: Eukaryota; Metazoa; Arthropoda; Insecta; Hymenoptera; Athaliidae.